Molecule: messenger RNA, 282 nt
Organism: Glarea lozoyensis ATCC 20868
Lineage: Eukaryota; Fungi; Ascomycota; Leotiomycetes; Helotiales; Helotiaceae
Product: Acylphosphatase/BLUF
Exons: 5
Coding region: 1-282 (93 amino acids)
Molecular function (GO): acylphosphatase activity
Source: RefSeq, a predicted model, not a curated record
AUGAGUAUGUCUAAACGUGUUGCAUUCCGAGUUCAUGGUGAAGUCCAAGGAGUCUCAUUUCGAUACUUCACCAAAGAAAAAGCGACUUCAUAUUCCCUGACUGGCUGGGUGAAAAAUGCUGCGAAUGGAAAGGUAGAAGGCGAAGUCCAAGGCUCUGAAGAGGAUGUCCAAAAGUUGUUGAAGGAUAUCGACAAAGGACCUACACAUGCUCAUGUGGUGAGAGUCGAUAAAUCGGAUUUGGACCCGGUGGAUGGGGAGAGCAAGUUUGAAGUUAGACAGUGA